This is a messenger RNA of Lemur catta (Ring-tailed lemur), 2510 nucleotides long. RefSeq names its product Kruppel like factor 12 (gene KLF12). The transcript has 6 exons. Gene Ontology annotation, molecular function: RNA polymerase II cis-regulatory region sequence-specific DNA binding; DNA-binding transcription factor activity, RNA polymerase II-specific. NCBI's taxonomy places the organism in Eukaryota, Metazoa, Chordata, Mammalia, Primates, Lemuridae. The record is from RefSeq and is a predicted model, not a curated record. Gene Ontology annotation, biological process: regulation of transcription by RNA polymerase II. The coding region runs from base 24 to 1277 and encodes 417 amino acids.
UUAACAGUACUAAAUGUACUACAAUGAAGGAAGACUGUACCAGAUGUCCUUUUUUGAAUGCUUUAGAGCUGAAUCUUUCUUUGUUUCUCUUUUAUUCUCAGAAUAUCAACACCUUUGAGAACAGAAUGUUAAUGCUUGAUGGGAUGCCGGCAGUCAGAGUCAAAACAGAGCUUUUGGAAUCUGAACAAGGGUCUCCAAACGUCCACAACUACCCCGAUAUGGAAGCUGUUCCCCUGUUGCUAAAUAAUGUGAAAGGGGAGCCCCCGGAGGACUCGUUAUCCGUAGAUCACUUCCAAACACAAACUGAGCCAGUGGACUUGUCAAUAAACAAAGCCAGGACAUCCCCUACCGCCGUUUCAUCUUCCCCAGUUUCCAUGACAGCGUCUGCCUCCUCACCUUCUUCAACUUCAACGUCUUCAUCGUCUUCUAGUCGUCCAGCCUCAUCCCCAACUGUUAUAACAUCAGUAUCUUCAGCCUCAUCUUCGUCAACAGUAUUAACUCCAGGGCCCCUUGUUGCCUCUGCAUCUGGUGUGGGAGGCCAGCAGUUUUUGCACAUUAUCCAUCCUGUACCACCUUCAAGUCCCAUGAAUUUACAGUCUAACAAACUGAGUCACGUUCACCGCAUCCCCGUGGUGGUACAGUCGGUGCCUGUUGUCUACACAGCUGUAAGGUCACCUGGAAAUGUGAACAACACUAUCGUCGUGCCGCUUUUGGAGGAUGGGAGAGGCCAUGGCAAAGCACAAAUGGACCCCCGAGGCCUAUCUCCCAGACAAAGUAAAAGUGACAGUGAUGAUGAUGACCUGCCAAAUGUGACCUUAGAUAGCGUUAAUGAAACUGGAUCUACGGCCCUUUCCAUAGCCAGAGCAGUACAAGAGGUACAUCCGUCCCCAGUAUCAAGGGUCCGAGGAAAUCGAAUGAAUAAUCAAAAAUUUGCUUGUUCUAUUUCACCAUUUAGUAUUGAGAGCACAAGACGCCAGAGACGGUCUGAAUCCCCAGACUCCAGGAAACGGCGUAUCCACAGAUGUGAUUUUGAGGGAUGCAACAAAGUAUACACAAAAAGUUCUCACCUGAAGGCUCAUCGGAGGACACACACAGGAGAGAAACCCUACAAGUGUACCUGGGAAGGCUGCACCUGGAAGUUUGCUCGUUCGGACGAACUGACAAGGCAUUACCGCAAACACACGGGAGUGAAGCCAUUCAAGUGCGCGGACUGCGAUCGCAGCUUUUCCCGGUCGGACCACCUGGCCCUGCACCGUCGGAGGCACAUGCUGGUGUGAGGGAUGCUCCCCGUCCAGCUGAGCGUCGGAGCUGGAUCUCUUAGCGGCACGCAAUUCAGCAGGGCUGGAUCCCCUUCGCAGUGUUAACGCAACAGGGCAUCACCAUCCCACGAUGUCUGAAACCAGAGCAGGAAAGAGAAGGAACCCGUCUCCUUUUGGUCCGAAGGUAACCCCCAUCACGACUACACGAGAACCAUCCUCACACUGGCCUGGGAGCUCAGUGACACAAAUGCCGAAGAGACAGGCAUUGUUUUCCGUGCUGUGUACUCUGCCAUUUAAAGAUGUUUGUAGCUUGUACAUUUUCUGAGCUGUCAGACAUUUUGUUAUUGAUACCUUAGAGGUCAUCUACCACAAAUUGAUGGCUAGAGCAAGACCUUUUACCUUUGGGUGAUUCUGAUUCUCCCGUCAUCCCGCCCCUUGACCCCUUUUUACAGAAAUUUUAGUUACUAUCUGAGUAAGUUAGAACACACAUCCAAUCUGUUACCAGCAAGCAGCAUGAGAGUAGACAAGAAGAAGCUGUUGGCGAGGUUCCAUUACCUGGAAAUAAAGGGGCACUCAGCAGCCCUUGGCAAUAGUGGUGGCGGCAACUAGAUAUCACUCGCAACUUGUCAUUCUGCCAUGCCCUGAAGACAACCAACAUUGAAUCUUUCAUUUGUUUGUCGUUGAUUGUUUUCGUUUUGUUUCGAUUCUGUUUUUGUUCAUCUGUUCGAGCAGAGGGGCAGCGACAUUUCAGUUGAAGUCUCGUCCACCUGGUCUCUGCCCUGGCAUGGACUGGCACAGAGAUGUUCUGUAGUUGAAUAGGAAGAGCCUGUCUAAAAAACUACUGCCCCACUUCAAAUUGCAGUGUUCUGUCACCUAGGCAUCAUCUCUUCCUGCCCCUAGUAUUUGAUUACGAGGCAUCGGGGGAAAAAAACUUUCUUAGACACACUGGCACCAAGGUAAGAGGUGAGGCUGCCCAGGCAAAGUCAGUGAACAUGAAAAAUCAGACAAAGCAGAGAUGGAAAUAAUGCGCCUCUUGAGGAGAAAAGCAAUAACGAAUAAAAGGACUUUCCUACAAUAACUUCACUGAGGACUCACGUUACCAAUUUUCAUACUUACUAAAGGGAUUGUAAAAAACACCCCAGCAUUUUAGGUGUCUUAGUUACAUUUACAGCACUGAGGUCAUCUUUCUGCUGUUUGUUGCCCUGCUUGGUUGAGUACCACAAUUAAAGAUUAUACUCCCCUUUUCUUGUU